AUGACGGCAGUAGCAAGGACAAGCGCAUCAACACUGCGAGCAGUCGCUCGAUCCGCUGUUGCCAGCAGCAGUCGCCAUGUUGCCCGCAGCGCACCAGUGGCUCGUCGAACCAUCAUGACCGCCACCAACACACCAGCGCUCCGUUUGCGCUCUCUCACGGCCCUCGUCGCCCCUUCACCAGCUUCGCGGAUCCAAAAGCGUACCAUGUUCAUUCAGACCGAGUCCACGCCCAACGAGGACUCGCUCAAGUUUCUCCCGGGGCACCAGGUGAUGGAGUCGGGAACGCACGAGUUCCUCGAUACCCGCUCGUCGAUGGCCUCUCCUCUCGCAAAGAAGCUCUUCAACGUCCCCGGCGUAGUGAGCGUCUUCUACGGCCCAGACUUUGUCACCGUCAGCAAGGACGCGGGUCACCAGUGGUCGACGCUGAAGCCCGAGAUCUACUCGAGCAUCAUGGAGCACUUUACCGCCGGCCACCCGCUCUUCACCGACCCCGAGUCGUCACAUGGCUCGCAGGACACGGUAAUUCUUGAUACGGACUCGGAGGUCGUAGCGAUGAUCAAGGAGCUGCUCGACACACGCGUGCGUCCGGCGAUCCAGGAGGACGGAGGGGAUCUGGAAUACAGAGGCUUCGGAGAGGACACGGACGGCAUCGUCAAGGUCAAGUUGAAGGGCUCGUGCCGUGGUUGCGAUUCCUCGACUGUCACGCUCAAGUCCGGCAUCGAGAGGAUGCUCAAGCACUACAUUCCCGAAGUCAACGGUGUGGAGCAGGUGCUCGAUCCAGAGGAGGAGAUCGCGUUGGAUGAGUUCGCAAAGCUCGAGCAGAAACUCGAAAAGGAUCGCCAGAAGGAAAAGGAUAUGGGUUUCUCCCUUUGA
Messenger RNA from Kalmanozyma brasiliensis GHG001, 873 nucleotides. RefSeq names its product NIF system FeS cluster assembly, NifU, C-terminal. Bases 1 to 873 code for a protein of 290 amino acids. Lineage: Eukaryota; Fungi; Basidiomycota; Ustilaginomycetes; Ustilaginales. Gene Ontology annotation, biological process: iron-sulfur cluster assembly. Gene Ontology annotation, cellular component: mitochondrion. The record is from RefSeq and is a predicted model, not a curated record. Gene Ontology annotation, molecular function: iron ion binding; iron-sulfur cluster binding. The transcript has a single exon.